AUAUUCAACAUUCCGGACAAGCAUAUUAUUAGAAAAAAACUGCACAUAAGAAUUCACUUUAUAAUUAUAAGAGUUUAAAUGAUCGAUAUUUCACGGCAAACUAACCCAAGGGACUGAACGAGUGCUGGCAUUAGCGGAUGAGCGGCAAUUCCGAUGGAAAUAAGGAAUUUCAUGAGCAGCUCCGGAUGCAGGAGCUGUACGGGCAGAAGCCUGUGGAUGGGGAUGACCCCUACACGUUUGUGGACCCGGAGGAUGGCACUGUGUAUGACUGGGAUCAUGAUAAGAAGGCGUGGUUUCCAAAAAUAACAGAAGACUUCAUGGCAGCUUAUCAGGCUAACUACGGAUUUUCUGAGGAAGGAACUCAGACGUCAUCUGCGGGGGAAGCGCCGGGCCAGGCCCCUAAAACGGCUUCAGGGGAAACUCCUGGCCAUGUCCCAAAAGCCACUAAAGGGGAGACACCCGUGCAGGUCUCGAAAGUGGCUGCAGGGCAGACGCCUGCAGAGGGAGUGAGAGAGUCUGCUCAAAGCUCAGAUGCUGCACAGUCCAAGGAGACCAAGCCGAAGGGAGAGAAACGGAAGGCAGACCCAGGCUGGUUUGACUUGGAUGACAAUAAGAACACGAAUGUAUAUGUGUCUGGCCUGCCGCCGGACAUCACCCCCGAGGAGUUUGCGGAGAUCAUGUCAAAGUGUGGCAUCGUGAUGCGAGACCCCAUUACCGAACAGUACAAAGUCAAACUGUACAAGGACAACGAGGGCAACCUGAAAGGCGAUGGAUUGUGCUGCUACCUCAAGAGGGAGUCUGUGGGACUCGCCCUGCGGCUCCUGGACGAGUCCGAGGUGAGAGGCUACCAGCUCCACGUGGAGGUGGCGCACUUUGAGCUCAAGGGCCAGUACGACGCCAGCAAGAAGAAGAAGAGGGCCAAGGACUAUCGCAAGAAGCUACAGCAGCAGCAGAAGCAGCUGGACUGGAGGCCGGAGAAGGCCGGAGAGGUUCGGAAACGGCACGAGCGCGUGCUGAUCAUCAGGAACAUGUUCCACCCCAGCGAGUUCGAGGAGGACCCUCUGGUCCUGAAUGAAAUCCGGGACGACCUGCGGACAGAGUGCGAGAAGUUCGGCCAGGUGAAGAAGGUCAUCAUCUUCGACAGGCAUCCAGAUGGGGUUGCGUCUGUCGCCUUUAAAGAGCCAGAAGAUGCUGAUGUGUGUCAGAUGGCCCUGGAAGGCCGCUGGUUUGGGGGGAAGAAACUGUCAGCCCAGCUGUGGGACGGCACUACUGACUACCAGGUACGGCUGGGGUGGGGGGGGGCAUUUAGGAAGCUAGUCUCUUUAUCCCAUUAGUUUCUCAAACCAGAGCUUCUCUUUUGGUUUUAGUUGGCAAAUGCAAUGAUGUUUUAUGUGUGUGUUCAGGUAGAGGAGACGACCUGUGAGCUAAAGGAACGAAUUCAGUGAUGUUCUAUGUGUGUGUAUGUGUGUGUGUUCAGGUAGAGGAGACGACCUGUGAGCGAGAGGAGAGAAUUCAGUGAUGUUUUAUAUGUGUGUGUUCAGGUACAGGAGACGACCUGUGAGCGAGAGGAGAGAAUUCAGUGAUGUUCUGUGUGUGUGUUCAGGUACAGGAGAUGACCUGUGAGCGAGAGGAGAGAAUUCAGUGAUGUUCUGUGUGUGUAUGUUCAGGUACAGGAGACGACCUGUGAGCGAGAGGAGCGAAUUCAGUGAUGUUCUGUGUGUGUGUUCAGGUACAGGAGAUGACCUGUGAGCGAGAGGAGAGAAUUCAGUGAUGUUCUGUGUGUGUGUUCAGGUAGAGGAGACGACCUGUGAGCGAGAGGAGAGAAUUCAGUGAUGUUUUAUAUGUGUGUGUUCAGGUACAGGAGACGACCCACAAGUGAGAGGAGCGAAUUCAGUGAUGUUCUGUGUGUGUGUGUGUUCAGGUACAGGAGACGACCUGUGAGCGAGAGGAACAAAUUCAGUGAUGUUCUAUGUGUGUGUGUUCAGGUAGAGGAGACGACCUGUGAGCGAAAGGAACAAAUUCAGUGAUGUUCUAUGUGUGUGUGUGUGUGUUCAGGUACAGGAGAUGACCUGUGAGCGAGAGGAGCGAAUUCAGUGAUGUUCUGUGUGUGUGUGUGUGUGUGUGUGUGUGUGUGUGUGUGUGUGUUCAGGUACAGGAGACGGCCUGUGAGCGAGAGGAGCGAAUUCAAUGAUGUUCUGUGUGUGUGUGUUCAGGUACAGGAGACGACCUGUGAGCGAGAAGAACAAAUUCAAUGAUGUUCUGUGUGUGUGUGUUCAGGUACAGGAGACGACCUGUGAGCGAGAAGAACAAAUUCAGUGAUGUUCUAUGUGUGUGUGUUCAGGUACAGGAGACGACCUGUGAGUGAGAGGAGCGAAUUCAGUGAUGUUCUGUGUGUGUGUUCAGGUAGAGGAGACGACCUGUGAGCGAGAGGAGCGAAUUCAGUGAUGUUCUGUGUGUGUGUUCAGGUACAGGAGACAACCUGUGAGCGAGAGGAGAGAAUUCAGUGAUGUUCUGUGUGUGUGUUUUCAGGUAGAGGAGACGACCUGUGAGCGAGAGGAGAGAAUUCAGUGAUGUUUUAUAUGUGUGUGUUCAGGUACAGGAGACGACCUGUGAGCGAGAGGAGAGAAUUCAGUGAUGUUCUGUGUGUGUGUGUUCAGGUAGAAGAGACGACCUGUGAGCGAGAGGAGAGAAUUCAGUGAUGUUUUAUAUGUGUGUGUUCAGGUACAGGAGACGACCUGUGAGCGAGAGGAGAGAAUUCAGUGAUGUUCUGUGUGUGUGUGUUCAGGUAGAGGAGACGACCUGUGAGCGAGAGGAGAGAAUUCAGUGAUGUUCUGUGUGUGUGUGUUCAGGUAGAGGAGACGACCUGUGAGCGAGAGUAGAGAAUUCAGUGAUGUUUUAUAUGUGUGUGUUCAGGUACAGGAGACGACCCACAAGUGAGAGGAGCGAAUUCAGUGAUGUUCUGUGUAUGUGUGUUCCGGUACAGGAGAUGACCUGUGAGCGAGAGGAAUAAAUUCAGUGCUGUUCUAUGUGUGUGUGUUCAGGUAGAGGAGACGACCUGUGAGCGAAAGGAACAAAUUCAGUGAUGUUCUAUGUGUGUGUGUGUGUGUGUUCAGGUACAGGAGAUGACCUGUGAGCGAGAGGAGCGAAUUCAGUGAUGUUCUGUGUGUGUGUGUGUGUGUUCAGGUACAGGAGACGACCUGUGAGCGAGAGGAGCGAAUUCAGUGAUGUUCUGUGUGUGUGUGUGUGUGUUCAGGUACAGGAGACGACCUGUGAGCGAGAAGAACAAAUUCAGUGAUGUUCUGUGUGUGUGUGUGUGUUCAGGUAGAGGAGACGACCUGUGAGCGAAAGGAACAAAUUCAGUGAUGUUCUAUGUGUGUGUGUGUGUUCAGGUACAGGAGACGACCCGCAAGCGAGAGGAGCGAAUUCAGUGAUGUUUUAUGUGUGUGUGUUCAGGUAGAGGAGACGACCCGCAAGCGAGAGGAGCGAAUUCAGUGAUGUUUUAUGUGUGUGUGUUCAGAUAGAGGAGACGACCCGCGAGCGAGAGGAGCGACUGAAAGGCUGGAACACCUUCCUGGAGGGAAAAGGAAAAGGAAAAGAAGAGAAUGGAGGGAAUGAGGUGAAAGACGGAAGCAACGGAGACAGAACCGGGGAGCAUACGACAGGGGAGCAUUCAGCGGCCAGUAAAGCCGGGCCGGCGGAGGAGCCUGAGGCAGGGCGGGGACCCGAAGAGGCCCCAGAGAGCAACGCGUGUGCGGCGGGGCCCACCGAGGUGCAUUCCACCGACAGCAGCAUCGCCGGCAGCGAUGAGGACGACACGUAGGCGGGUGGGUGGGCCGGCAGGCGGCCGACCCUGUGAGGGAGCGUCCUGCGGCCCCAGCCCCCAGCUUGGCGCCCUACUGUGCUUACAUUUCACACCCCUAGGACUGUUCUAGAGGAUUCCGCCAGCACUAAAGGGGCCUCCUGGAAAAAUAAGCAGUAAAUCACAGACACAGACCGCCCUGCCUCCGCUCCUGAAAUUCUGGUUUAACCCCAGCUGUCAAAUUCCUUCCUCCUUUAUGGAAGACAUUGGUGUAAUUUGAGGUUUGUUCCUGUGCAUUUGGCUAUCAGGGGCUCGUCGAUGCUUAAAUGCAGUUCAUGAAAUGUAUGAUUUUUUUUUUUCUUAAUGUUGAGAUUCUGAAACACAGGUGGCCACCCAAUAAAAAGAAUUGCCUUUAGAGAUCAGCAUAUAAUCAGAUGUAACUCAAGCACAUAUUUCUGUCUGCUGUAUUGUGACCGUUUGAUUAUUUAAUUGCUAUCUAUGGCUUGUGCUGCGUUUCUCUCGGCCCAUUUUAAAGCUCAUGAUACUGUUAAUAAACACCGUUCUUCCAAA
This is a messenger RNA of Brienomyrus brachyistius, 4369 nucleotides long. It is a transcript of the gene htatsf1, whose product is annotated as HIV-1 Tat specific factor 1. Gene Ontology annotation, biological process: mRNA splicing, via spliceosome. Bases 138 to 1334 code for a protein of 398 amino acids. Gene Ontology annotation, molecular function: RNA binding. The record is from RefSeq and is a predicted model, not a curated record. The transcript is spliced from 9 exons. Gene Ontology annotation, cellular component: U2 snRNP; U2-type spliceosomal complex. Lineage: Eukaryota; Metazoa; Chordata; Actinopteri; Osteoglossiformes; Mormyridae.